GUCAGAUAUAGAUAAAAAAUCUAACCGUUGUUUUGUUGUUAUAUAUAUAAAUAUAUAUUUAUUUAUUAAUUAAAUAAAUUAAUAAUAACAAAUGUAUAGAUAAUUUAUUAAAAUGUCUGUUUAUGUGACAGUUAAUCCAGUAUGUGUACGUCGAGAAAAAAGUUUGCUGUCAGAUCGUGAGCAAAUAAAAAAAUUCGAACGUGAACGUCGACGGAGGUUACGUAUUGAGCAGGUGAGACAGCAGUCAAAAGACAUAUCAAGUAAUUUAUUAGAGCGCACGAAAGAUAUCGCGCGCAAAGAAUUGGAUCAGUUGGAAAAAAAUAAAGAUUCUGAGCUCCGGCGUAUGCACAACAAAAAAAUAAAUGAAAUACACCAGUGGUAUCAAGAUGAAAUGGAUAAUAUUGGAUUAGCCCAUGAUUCCGCGAUGAUCCAGCCCCAGUCUCAAGUUAUUUUGGAGGCUGAAAAAUAUAGAAAUAAUGUUGCGGCUGCUGAACGUGCCAAGGAAGCUAGUCAGCUGAUGAAUCAUAAAAGAAAUGAACCUUCCGCUGCUGCCAAACAGCAUCAACGAUUGAAAAAAGUCCGUGAGGUUGAAAAUGUAAGGUCUGCUAUUAUUUCAAAUCUGCCGGCUAAAGUAAUUCGUGAUCCCCCAGUAACUUCAGCUAAAAAACGUAAAGUUAAAAAAUCACCAGUUAAAACCAGAGUAAAAUCCCCGCAGCAAGUUAUCGUUGAGAUACAUCAAGAACAGCAGGACACAUCAAGAUCAGAAGAUGAUUUUAGUCAACCAGCUGAUAAUAUCCGAAAUGAAUGUCUCUGUGCUGAUUGUUGCACUUGUAUUUACUCAAAGCCAAGUGAUUUUAAAUACAAUCCUGAUGAUUAUCGUCAGCGACAUGAUCAUGUUGAUUUAGUCAGUACCACAUCGGUCAGUGAUGAUUCUUCAUAUUUUUCCGACAUUCCUCCACAAACUACAUCAAUACCAACUACUAAAUCUACUACCAGACCAACAACCAGUUCUAGAAGUAAAACUCCAGUCAUUCGUGACAAUUCAAAUGUUGUUGAAAAAAUAAUUAGCGUUGAAGGUGAAUUGAAUGCUCAAGAUGCUGCUAGGGAAGUUGCAAAAAAAGUAAUUACACAGAGUAAUGAUAAUGUUAAUAAAUCUAGACGACGUGGUGCUGACGCUUUGCUCCGAGAAAAAGUUAAACGUGAUUACAAUAAUUUAAUUAAAAAUUUAGACACUUUGUCGCGGGAAGAAAAAAAAUUAAAAGCUUCGAAAAUAAAUGACGCUGAGAUACGAAAAUCCAAUGAGUAUCGGGAACGAGAUCGUGGGAAAGCUGAAGCUGAAUUGAGAAGCAAAAGAAUCGAGAAAGCAAGACAGAAGCUGAUGGAUCAUGACUUGGAUGAGAUUUUACCGGAUCCAAGACAGAAUCAAGUACCGGAAAAAAUAAUAACUUUGCCGCGUAAUAAAAAAACUUCAAAGUCUCCAGUUCUAGCAUCUUGGGAACUUCCCGUUUCUGAUCCGCAUACUCAAGUGAGACACAAAGAAUUAUCACGUGAUGAACAAAUUUUUGAAAUGUUGGAAAAAGUUGAGAGACAAAAAAAAUUGUUGCUGUUAGAAUUUGGCGAUUCUUUGCCGAAUGAUAUUUUUGACGCCAGCAUGAUUCCACUUUUUAAUAACAUCAGUAAUAAAAGUAAAACUGCUGGAGAUUCGACUGAUCAAUUGUCAAAACCAGAACCAGAACCAGUACCAGAACCAGUACCAGAACCAGAACCAAUACCACCAAGAAGAGCUUCACCUGAAAUUCAAGUCAUAAAUUUAUCCGACGCAUCGGAUAAAAAAAUAAAAUUACGAAAAGACAAAAUAAAUAAAAAAGUCAAAGCUUCGGAUAGAAAUGAAAUAGCUGUCCAGACAUCUAGGCAUGAAGAAGAAGGCAAAGACAAGAGUAUCCAAGUUGAAAUAUCGCCAGAGAGAUCGUCAAACCAAAAAAAUAUUACCGAUCCAGCGAAUACGUCGGAGAAACUCGAGUACGUCGAGCCGAUCGUUACAAUUAUUACUCAUCCAGACACGCCGAGCAACAGCGAUCUGUCACGUCGUAGCAUUGUCAUAAAUGUAGGAAAUGGUAAAAUCCAGGUGAGCUCACCACCAUCCAAGAGCAAAGAUCCAUCUCCGAAAAUUCGUCCAUUACCGUCCAGUGGAGUUGGAUCUCCUACCAAAGAGUUGUCAUAUUCAGCAGCAGCUUCUCGUGCCACUAGUCCGUCACUGCGUCAAGAUUCAAGUUCUCAAGACUCUCUAGAUAUUAAUGACAACAAACGAAAUUACCGUCAGCAUAAAAAUAAAAAAAAAAAAUAUGAACAAGUAAAACAAAAUAUUGUUUAUGAAAAUAAUUCACAAGCUUCUUCAUCGUACGCAAGUCUAGCGGCAAUAAAACCAAGUUCAAAUUUAUCUGUUCUCAGUAAUAUUACAUCGAUACUUGAACUACUGGACUUGUCAACCAAUGACAGUAUUAGAAAUAAAUUUUCAGCCUUAAAUAUAUCACCGGUCUCGACGCCAGAGACUCCAUCACCUAGAAUAAUGAACGUACCAUCAAAUAUACCCUGUCCUGAACGUAUUGCUAAAAUUUUAGAGUUCAAUGAUCAAGUUGAUACUGAUGACAACACUCUGUCAUUGAUAAGUCGUAUGUCAGAUUGUCCAUGUAGUAGCGCCAAUUGUCAUCAACGUAAAUUGUCUCAAGAGCCAGUUAAUCUCUCUGACUAUGAAGUUGAACAAGAGAAAUGCAUUAAAAAAAUAAAUAAACUGGAUGCUCUUAUUGACCAGAAUCGUAACCAAGCUGAGGAUAAUUUUUCAACUGAUUUACGUAACAUCAAGCAGAUGACAAAUGCCGUUAGGAAUAUUCAAUCAAAAAUAAGUUCAACGGUACGUGAAACUCUUAAUUCAAAUUCUGUAUUUGAAUCUACUACUCCAGUAACUUCACCUGGUCAACAAAAAAUAAAAGCAAAGCCUAAAAUAAUCAGCAAUGAACCGGUAAAUUACGAUCUAAGUAAAUUUAAAAAAUUAAAACAAUCAAAAGAUGGUAAAUCUGGUUAUAAUGAUGACAAUAUGGUUGCUAAAUUAUCUCAAGAAAUUUUGGAGCAGAGCAAACAAGUUGAGGGAUUCAAAAAACCACCCAAAGAGGGAAAUGAUUUUGUUCGAAUGCUUGCUGAUUUACCAAAAGUUCCAAUGGAGAAUGAACAUGACGUAGAAGCCCACAUUAGAUUUCCUACAAGACCAGUGCAACAGCAUGAGUUAUCAACAAUUGAAGAACUAGAUACUCCGGAUACUGGAAACCAAAGUCAGAGGAGUGUAAGGAGCCCGGGAAAAUUGAUAAGAGUUUUAUCUCAGUCGGCUAAUACGCCGCAAAAUCGUCCGGUUAAUGGUAAUGAUUUAAAUACUAAAAAUAAUUUUGGUAUUUCUGAAAAUUUAGAUCAGUCGUUCAAAGACUCUGAGAAAGAAUUAGAAAAAAAAUCAUCAAAUGAAAAGCUAUCAGGUGAAAAUAAUAUAACAUCAUCAUCGUCAUCGCUUGGUAUUCUGAGUAUUCCAACUUCAAAUAUUUUAACACCUGACGGGCAUGAUAAUAAAUCAGUGGUACCGUUUAAUAAAAUUACAAAUUCAAAUAAAGAAUCAGAUUCAAUUUUAAUAAAUUGUAGCACAAGAAAUUCCAUUGAGAAUAUAAAAAGUGAUAAAAUAACAUCAGCAACAACAACAACAACAACGACAACGGCAACAAGUAGCUCUCACAGUUUUUCAGGUUUUUCUGGUAUAUCAGAUAUUUUGAGCACUCCAGUAUCAGUAUCAGAAACAGACAUUGGAUCACCACCAGAGAAAAUGGAAGAUUAUUUGAUGGGUCUAGGUCUUGCUUGGCUGAUUCCCAUAGCACGAAAAACUCAACAAGCAAGUGCGUUAAGUUCCUCAUCAAAUUCCGACAUAACAAUUGCUUUGAAACGAGUUAAAUCACCAUUUAAAAAAUCAUUAGUCAACGGUAAUUUAGCAACUAAUUGGACUCUGCCAGGAUUCAGUGAUGUUUCAUCAAUUUCAAUAAAAGAAACUACGACAAAUAAAAGUACUGAAAAAACAGUGCUGAUGAAGGCGCGUACAUCAACACCAAACAUUCCGAAUUUUUAUUCAUUAAGUGAAAAAUCAAGUUCAACGACAACCACUAGCACAACUUCCACUGGUGGUUUUAGUUUACCUGACCACAGCGACAGUGUCAUUGCAACAAAUUUAUCAGUCUACCUCAAGACUUGACUUAAUAAUCAAUUAUUAUUUUUUAUAUCAAUUUAUAUAGACAUCGAAUUAAUAAAAUCUAUUGUAUAAAAAUCA
This is a messenger RNA of Microplitis demolitor, 4351 nucleotides long. RefSeq lists its product as uncharacterized. The transcript has 4 exons. Bases 113 to 4276 code for a protein of 1387 amino acids. The record is from RefSeq and is a predicted model, not a curated record. Lineage: Eukaryota; Metazoa; Arthropoda; Insecta; Hymenoptera; Braconidae.